Molecule: messenger RNA, 3066 nt
Organism: Tachysurus vachellii
Lineage: Eukaryota; Metazoa; Chordata; Actinopteri; Siluriformes; Bagridae
Gene: spidr
Product: scaffold protein involved in DNA repair
Exons: 20
Coding region: 208-2727 (839 amino acids)
Biological process (GO): regulation of establishment of protein localization to chromosome; double-strand break repair via homologous recombination
Cellular component (GO): nuclear chromosome; nucleoplasm
Source: RefSeq, a predicted model, not a curated record
UCUAGGUGUCAGUGUUGUGAGUCUGUUCCACUGACGUGAACCGCAGAGGAAGUCAUUGUUUUUGCAGCCCGGGAAAAUAACUCUCCUUACACCCUGUUAGCAUGUUGCUAACUCACAAACUACACGGCGGUGAAGGCGGCGUCAUUCGGCACAAACACUUUAACGAACUAACCGCGUUAUUCAUUUACUUUAUCACACAUUAGCGCAAUGCCUUCGUUUUCAAAGCACAAGAGGAACACCAGGGAUAUGAGGUGCGUCUUGUUUCCGGAGGACGUCAAGGAGACGUUCGUCAGGAGGGGAACCUGCGAGACGCCGAAAGCCGCAAAGUCGUCGUGGGAGAGAUGCGGGGACAGCUUUUUGGACACGCCUGUGAUGGAGAAACGCGUCACUGUAAGACGGACAAGCAAGGCGGUGCAUCAGCUGGCACAGACCUCCACAUCUGGUCACGAGGAUCCCGUCCACAUCGCCUGGACGUCGAGCGAGGAUGAGCAGUCUGACGGAGAACGCCAGCUCUCGAUCACCAAGGCUGCACGGAGAUCCAGACCUGAGGUCAGCGCGUCCGGAAGAUACGGUCGCUUCCUCAGCACAGGAGCAGAGACAGACGAGCUUCCCACCAUCGAUUCAGAAAGUGAGCACGAGGACAAUUCUACAUCAAACGAGCAAAUUUCUCUGGUGGCGGCUGAGAUCUCGGACUAUUCUUCCGAUAGCGACGGAGAUCCCGACCCCAGCCGGCCGGACUCUCCCGCUGGGGAGCGACAGAAGUCCAUCAGCGAGUGGCUCCGAUCAGCCCAAGCGCUGCUCCAGACGCCCCCGAAACAAACAGAAAAGCCCUCGAAGACACCUGAAGACUCUGGGAAAAAGAAGCGCAAGUUUGAAAGUCGAGGGCUCGCAGAGAGACUGAACAGGCUUCAAUCUCGACAGAAGUCCGCUAUAAGCUUCUGGAGGCACCAGCCUGUGUCCAGCAUUACCACAGGAACAGAGCACAGACCAGGCGUGUUGGUGCUCCACGUUCAGAAGGUGUGGGAGGUUUGCGGGAUGCAGGCUGCGCUGUGCCAGAGACGCCCCGAGAGCGAGACGUGCGUCGCCCUGUUCAGCAGGGAAACAGCCACUCAGCUGGCACCCAGCGCAGACGACACCAUCCAUGUGUAUCCACCCUGGCAAAGCCUGACUGUUGACGGCGAGCGUCAUCCCAUCAUCCUCAACACUCAUUUCAGUCAGAAAGUUGUAAGAAUGACAAAGCAGGACAACAAUGGGACUUGCUUAAAGGUUCUGGGCCUCAAGGACAAGACCAAACCUUAUCCUUUAACCAGGUGCUUAUGGAAAAGGGAAGAGAAUUUCAAGUCUUCUCAGGCAUUCGUUGCUAACAAACAGCCCCACAUGGAUGUAGGAAGUGCCUCUGAAUCUCUGCUGGAGGCUUUGGAUACUUGUGGGACGACAGGAUCUGUGUGUGGUCCUGUGGAGGUGGUGGUCCAGAGGAUCUAUUCCGACUCUGUCACACAGUUUCCUCACACAAGCUUACUUAGAUACCGGACACUUAGCAAGUGUCUCUCUGAAACAGCAAAGCAACAACGCUUCAGCAGGUGUUGUUUGCUGGUGCAGGAUAUUCACGGCAUGUUCAGUGAGGUGGAGAUGCAGUACGCGUGUUCAGAAGAGGAGCUAAAAGACUUAACAGAGCAGCUGCAGGGAAAAGUGUGUCUGCUGCAGGGACUGAAGGUGAUCCAGCGCCUCACUCGCGAGAGAUGUGCUCAGCUCUUCAGUUUGAUUGACAGUUUGUGGCCUCCCACGGUUCCUCUGCACGUUCCUGGAGAAGGCUCAUGCGAUCAGACUGUUAAAGCUUCCGCAGCACCAAGUUUCUGCUACAGACUGGCGGGACAGCGGGACUGCGUGUUGGCUAAACGCGAGUCACCGCUGUACCGCCCUCCUUUCAUUCAGACCCUCCGAGAGAUCUUGCAGGACGAGCCCGUGAGUCGACGAUGCAGCUUCAAGGGCACGUUGGUGUAUAAGCGAGAGCCGGAUCAAGAAGAGAACGACCUCUUGAUGUUUGUUACGGACUCCAGCUUGCAGGACGAGAAGUGCUCAGAAAGCACGAGCAGAACUCUACCUGUGUACGUCAGCUCCACCUUCCUGCUCCAGACGUCGGUCCGUCAAGCCGUCGCUGCACUGACACCCCGCUUCAGGCCGAGGCUCGUUUUCAGAGACGCCGUAAUCGAACGAGGGAAGGUCACCAUCUCGAGGCAGUCUGUGGUUCGACCGGACUCGGUGCCAUCCGAAAAUCAGAGUAUUUCCUCUCGCCAGCGUGUUCUGCUGGAUCGUCUGAGUCCCGAGAGCCCGCCCUGCUCUCUUUGCACCGUUACAGGUGUGGUGAUGGACAUCGAUGAGAAUUCUGCUUUUUCGUGGCCAGUCUGCUGUCAGUGCGGUGGUGAACAUUUAGAAGCGCAUGUAGACAGACAAGACGUGUUUUCGUGUGCAGCGUGUGGUGUCGUGGACAAACCAAGCAGAAAGAUGCAGCUGGAAGUGUUUCUCAGCUGUUCGUCUUCGAGUCACUGGACUGUCAAAGUUAAGCUACAGCAAAACUCCAUCAUGUCCCUUCUAGACUCAACCGGAAACACACAGGGUUACGAGGUGGAGGCGGUGCUCGGGAAGAGUGUCGGCCCUCUAAACGCCUUCAUCCAUGUGGUCACCCGCUCUUCCACCCUCUGGAUGGCUUUGGAGGAGAUCACCCUUUGACCUGGGAUCACAAAUACAUCUGUGUGUCUUACUUCACUGGUCUGUCUAAAUACCAAAGCGAGUAUAAUUUUUUACAGCCUAAUAAAUCUGGGUACAAUCCGAGCCGUGCUUUUUUUACGACCCGUGCUGUCAUGUGAUGUGACCUGAGGUGAUGUGAAGGAACGAAGGACAUGUUCAUCAUCAUACUGAACGUCUGCUGUGUGAAGAAUGAGGUGCUAUUAAUAGGGUUUAGAAAGAGUUGUUUUCACAGGUGUUAGUCUGCAGGUAAAACUAACCCUCGGAGCCAAACGUUCGUGAAGAGUGCAAAUAAAACAAGUUGGUCAUGAACCUUGCUGAAAA